This is a messenger RNA of Daucus carota subsp. sativus, 2068 nucleotides long. RefSeq lists its product as uncharacterized. The transcript is spliced from 2 exons. The coding region runs from base 122 to 1915 and encodes 597 amino acids. Lineage: Eukaryota; Viridiplantae; Streptophyta; Magnoliopsida; Apiales; Apiaceae. The record is from RefSeq and is a predicted model, not a curated record.
CUCCCGUCACAUUUACUCGUAUUUCUUUAUAAAUUUCAACCCAGUACAAAACAAGUAACCAUCCUAUUUCUAAAUCAAAGUAAACACAAGUAACCAUCCUAUUUGUAAAUCAAACACCUAAAUGGACAGCACAAAUGUCCAACAUGGGAUGCGUUCUUUCGUGGAGCACUCAUCUCAUGAGCAUCCACUAGUACUACAACAGAACGAUGAUGUAAUUGCAAGGGGUGCUUUAUGCUAUGUUUGCGACAGAUCGAUUGGAGACUCUGCUACAUAUAUUUGCACUAGUCGUGACAUUUUCGAGGACUGUGAAAAUUACUACCUGCACAAGAGCUGCGCAGAACUACCCACAAGUAUUGUUCACUAUAAGCACAAAGAUCACAAGCUUGUUCUGAAAUUACGUGAUUAUUGUUCAUGUGAUAUUUGUAGUCGCCAUGUGAAGUCGUUGGCUUAUGCAUGUGAAGAUUGUGACUUUGAUGUGUGUGUAAUCUGUUCUUUUGAACAGAGAGAGCUUCUUCAUGCUGGCCACUGGGAGCACCCGCUGACAUUGAUGCCGAGGAAUGCGUUGUUUGAGUGUGAUGCUUGUGGAGACGAAAGUAAGGACUCUUCGUAUGUGUGCACCAUCUGUGACUUUUGGAUCCACAAGGGAUGUGCUAUGGCGCCUCUUGUGACUGAACCUAACUAUCACAAUCACCCUAUCAGUCUCAUUUACUCCAUUCCUAAUAUUCAUCGCAAUUUUCGUAAAUUAUGUGGCAUCUGCCACUAUCGUGUUUACCGAAGCAACUGGAUGUAUUAUUGUCAAAAAUGCCAAUUUUUUGUGCACAUGCGAUGUGCUAUAAAGUAUAAUGAAGAGAGCGCAGUGUCCGACACUGACACAGUUAGUCUGGUACAAUUUCCUCUGGCCAGCGAAAAAUCUCUAUUUGACCUGUUUUCAGGUAACUGUUGCCGGUUCCAAGUUGACUUUCAAAGUAAUGAUCCAGACAUCAUUAAAGAGCACUGGAGUCACAACCAUCCAUUAGAAAAAUUCCAGUUCAUAAGCAGCAGUGAGAAUGAUAACGAAGACAAUUCAGAUGACAGAAGAGUGAUGAUUUGCGAUGGGUGCAUUCAACCCAUUUCUGAAUUUCAUCUUUCUUACUACGCUUGUAUCCAAUGUGCUCUCUUUCUCCAUCCCCUAUGUGCCACUAAGUUACCGAAGGAGUUGCCAAUAGGAGCAUGCACAUUUCACCCCGAGCAUCUGCUCUUCCUCCGGAAGACAGAUAGAUUCUAUAAAUUUGUGAAAUGUGGAGUCUGCAGCUUCCCCACCAACGGCUUUUACUAUCACUGUGAGAGUUGUGAUGUCAAAGUUGAUAUACGUUGUGCAUUCUUGCCCAAAAGGAUCAAACACAAAUCUCACAAGCAACACUCCCUUACUAUGUAUCGAUCUGACAAAUCCAAAUGUAGUGCAAGCAAAUUGCUUAUUGGUGAAGGCAUGCAAUAUGCAUGUAUGACUUGCACUGACUUCCAGAUUCAUAUACUUAGUGCAUUUUACCCACGUAAGAUUACGCACAAGUACGAUCCUCACCUCUUAACCUUGAGACAACCUCCAUUCUUCUACGAGGGAGUAUUAUACUGCCAAAUAUGUGAAGAACGAGUUAACAAUCAGUUUUGGCUUUAUUACUGUGACGAAUGUGAUCGUGGCUAUCACUGUGAUUGCGUCCGUCAGUAUGAAAAUGUCAAGUUAGGAGGGACCAUCAAACUUAGGCUUAAUGAUGAAAAUCACACAUUUGCAUUGGUUUUAAAGAGGCCACAAGGAAUGAAAUCUUCCGUGCAUAUCUGUUUUUACUGCAAGCAUGAAUUCAGUUAUGCAUUCUUAUUUGAAUGCGACGGCUGUGGAUUUCUUGCUUGCUGCAAAUGUGUCGAUGAAAUCUUGGGUGAGUAACUAGUCAGUGAAGUUUUGAGAUCCAUCCAUUUAUAGUGUAUUUGAUCCCUGCUGCACUCUUAACUCAAGAGUAGUUAUUGUAUUUCACUCUAGUUAUUAUAGUGAAAAGCAUGCUACUUUUCUUUUAUUCUGUUUAAUAAUAUUUGUAUAUUU